Messenger RNA from Paramuricea clavata, 1104 nucleotides. The record is from the annotation of a GenBank genome assembly. NCBI's taxonomy places the organism in Eukaryota, Metazoa, Cnidaria, Anthozoa, Malacalcyonacea, Plexauridae.
AUGUCUGACAAGGAAGUUAAUAUAGAAUCUCACAGUGAUAAAAUGUCAGAACCGCGUACAAGAGUUCCUAGACCUAACGAUCAGGCGAGUGAUUUGGGAUAUAAAUCUGAGAAAAUAUACCAACUAGCGAAAAGUCGUGCGGGUUAUAUUGGCGUAAUUACGAAAGUUUAUAAAGAAAUUUCCGAUAUGAUUGCUUACAAUAAGUGUAAUGUGGGGGACAUUUCGUUGAAAUUGAAUAAAUUUGACCAAGCUUGGUGCGAAUUUGUCGGGGUACAUGAGAAAUAUCUCGUUUUAAUAGAGCAUGAGACUGAGAAAGAAAGUGCUUGUGUUAGCUACGUAGAGCAAAGAAAACGCAAAUUGAAUCUCGAUGCCAUGGUAACAGAAUGGCGUCAGAAGGCGAAAAUAGAAUUGCAUGAUGAAACCGGAAGUAGAAGCGCUAAAUCUAAACAUUCCAAGAGCAUGAGAAGCGAGGCCUCCAGUUCGAAGGCAUCGUCGAUUGUAAGAAAAAGGGAAGAAAUGGCGCUAGCGCGUAUGAAGGUAGAGCAGUUGAAGAUUCGGCAACAAUUUGAGAUCCAGGAACAGGAAGUUAGGAGGAAAAGGGAAUUAGCAGAAGCAGAAAUGGAAGCUAAUAUGGCGGUGGUCUCCUAUGAAAUAUUCCAGGAAAACGAGGGUAGUAUCUCAGAGAGUAAGGGGCUAGGAAAAUACAUUUCACCGUAUGAUGUACAGGACACUAAUGAGCCCAUUGAGCUAGGUUUAAUGAAGGGGAAAGAGAGUAAACAAAGUUACAAAAGCGAAAGACAAUCGUGUGAAGUUCUAACCGAAAGAGGAUUCCAGCAUAAGGGAUUUAGAAAUGCGAGCGAAGUACAUGAAUCGAGCAGUAGAAAACCCCUAGUUCAAGAAGGACAAUCGCAACCGUCCUUACAAUAUCAAAGGCUGCCAAUCUUGGACCACAAUUCUGCUUCUGAACUUAGAGAAACAGGAACUUUACCGUUUGGCUUACCAGCUGCGAGAUCCCAGGAACUAUUACCAAGUUUAGCAGCGAGGGCACCAGUUACAAAUGGAGCGAGAAUAGGGAGAAUCCUGACACUUUAUUACAGUGUGUGA